AUGUAUCGACGCACCGUGUCACGACAGAUCUGGACCCUCGGUUCGAUCUUGUUGCUCGUUGCUCACGCUGUCUGCCUCGACGUCAGAUUGCUGCAAAACGACUCGUUGACUACGGAUUACAGUGUAAAAUGCGGCCUGUCCAAUCAAGAAGAUCGAAUCGUCGGCGGUCGACCUACGUCCCCGAACAAGUAUCCCUGGGUGGCAAGGCUCGUUUACGAAGGACGAUUUCAUUGCGGGGCGAGUCUCGUUAACAAUGAUUACGUUCUUACCGCUGCCCACUGUGUGCGUAGAUUGAAGCGUUCAAAAAUCCGUGUAGUGCUUGGUGAUUACGACCAACACGUGAAUACCGAUGGAAAGGCCGUAAUGAGAGCAGUGAGCGCAGUGAUUCGUCACAGAAACUUUGAUAUGAACUCAUACAAUCAUGACGUUGCACUGUUGAGACUUCGCAAGUCCGUGAAAUUUUCGAAAACGGUUAAGCCCGUAUGCUUACCCCGAACCGGCACUGAUCCAGCCGGGAAAGAGGGGACCGUGGUGGGCUGGGGAAGAACGUCGGAAGGCGGUAUGUUGGCUGGGAAAAUCCACGAAGUACAAGUACCGAUAUUAAGUCUACUGCAGUGUCGUAAGAUGAAAUACCGAGCUAAUCGAAUCACGGAGAACAUGAUCUGUGCUGGCAGAGGCAGUCAGGAUUCUUGCCAGGGUGACAGCGGUGGACCGCUCCUCGUGCAAGAAGGUGACAAACUCGAAAUAGUUGGAAUAGUUUCGUGGGGUGUUGGAUGUGGAAGACAAGGCUACCCUGGAGUGUACACUAGAGUGACAAGGUACCUGAACUGGAUCAACACCAAUAUGAAAGAAGGCUGUAUAUGCACAACUUAA
Molecule: messenger RNA, 873 nt
Organism: Ceratina calcarata
Lineage: Eukaryota; Metazoa; Arthropoda; Insecta; Hymenoptera; Apidae
Product: trypsin-1-like
Exons: 5
Coding region: 1-873 (290 amino acids)
Biological process (GO): proteolysis
Molecular function (GO): serine-type endopeptidase activity
Source: RefSeq, a predicted model, not a curated record